AAAACAGGACUGCGUGCGUUUGCUACACGCAGGGCGCAGUCGCGCAGGCUGUUCACCGCGCUGAGCGAAACCACAGCGAAACGAUGAUAUCCGAAGAGGAGGUGAUCCGUAGGAAGCUGCUCAUCGACGGCGACGGCAUGGGGGACGACCGGCGACUCAACAUGCUGCUCAAGGUCUUCCUCAAGUGGUGCACGUCCAACGACGACACCGAGGAAGAGCAGGCGAUCAUAUACGAACGCAUGGUGAUGACUCUGGAGCAGUGCGAGUUUGCCAUCUCCAAGUCGCAGCAGGUGCUGUGCAUGAACCAGGCAGAGAUGAAGAACUACAAGCAGCUGUACAGCGAAAUCGAGAUUGGCAUAGCCAACGCCCAGAAGAAGAUAGUGGCCAACAAGCAGGAACUGCAGAAGGCAAAGAGCAUCCGCAAAAACAAGCAAGAGUAUGACGCUCUGGCCAAGGUGAUUGGGACGCAGCCGGAUCGACGGGGCUCCCUGAGCCAGCUGGAAGCCCUGGAGCGGGAGAUCCGGGCGCUGGACCGUGCCCGGCAGGCUCUGGACAGCCGACUGGAGCAGCGCAGGCGCCAGUUCCACGUCCUGCUCAGCUCCGUCUGCGAGCUGCAGCAGCUGCUCAAGGAUGAGGAAAAUGUGGAGUCUCAGGGCAUGGACACUACUUGACGGACUCCCGCUGCUUUGUAAAUGAGACGUGCAUAAAGCUCUUGAUUUGGAA
Messenger RNA from Ixodes scapularis (black-legged tick), 723 nucleotides. RefSeq names its product THO complex subunit 7 homolog (gene thoc7). Gene Ontology annotation, cellular component: THO complex part of transcription export complex. The record is from RefSeq and is a predicted model, not a curated record. Gene Ontology annotation, biological process: mRNA processing; mRNA export from nucleus. Bases 84 to 671 code for a protein of 195 amino acids. The transcript is spliced from 6 exons. Lineage: Eukaryota; Metazoa; Arthropoda; Arachnida; Ixodida; Ixodidae.